UCUCAACCUACAACAAUCCUCCUCUUAUCUCAACUCUACAAUCUACUUCUUCUGCAGUUCCGCCUCCUUUUCUGAAUAUUUGGAUUCAAAAGUCGAUUCAGUUCAAUUAUCAUGCCUAUCUCCUCUGGUAUUACGGUCAAGGAUGAGUGCAUCACUACAUUCCGCGACAAGAUCAAUUCCGUCGGCCCAUCUAGAAAUGUAAAGAAGAUGAAGUGGAUGAUCUUAAAAGUCACCGAUGACCUGAAGGAGAUCGAAAUCGAAUCUGUACAUGACCCUGCCAAGGAUGAUUCCGAUAAAUCUAUAUACGAAGACUUCCGAACUCGCCUUAGUGAGAAGCCCGGACCGAAGGCGGACACCAUUCUCCCCCGAUAUGGCAUCUACAAGGUCGAUUACGAGAUUCCUGGCGACAUAGUGAGAAAGACGGACAAGAUCGUCGGCUUCUCCUGGGUCCCUGCAAGCACACAAAGAGAGUUGAAAGUGGUCUACUCCACUUCGUACGAGGCUUUGAAAAGCGCCCUGGGCAACGUUCAAGUAUCCAUCCAAGCUGAUGAGCCGUCGGAAGUUGAAUUUAAAUAUGUUCUCAAGGAAUGCGAUAGAACUGCAGUAAAUGGGUUCUGAGCAUUUAGUGUUGUUUGAGCCUGCAUUGAGACUUGACGACGAUCAAAAAACAGCUUAAAAUACGCUUUUGUAGAGAUUACCUGGGUGCUCGUGUUGAUAUCGAUGUGGUUUGCUGGUUAACACUACAGGUAGCUCUCUGAUAGACAUUCUUCCGAUGUUGUUGUUCUGCUACCUAAUUGUUUAUUUCCUGGUUCGUAUCCAUAUCCAGCCAAAACGGAGUUUGGAAUAUUGAAACUCGACUGAGUAUA
Molecule: messenger RNA, 866 nt
Organism: Talaromyces proteolyticus
Lineage: Eukaryota; Fungi; Ascomycota; Eurotiomycetes; Eurotiales; Trichocomaceae
Exons: 6
Coding region: 112-618 (168 amino acids)
Biological process (GO): cell motility; actin filament depolymerization; actin filament severing
Cellular component (GO): actin cytoskeleton; actin cortical patch; cytoplasm
Molecular function (GO): actin filament binding
Source: RefSeq, a predicted model, not a curated record